Molecule: messenger RNA, 759 nt
Organism: Prosopis cineraria
Lineage: Eukaryota; Viridiplantae; Streptophyta; Magnoliopsida; Fabales; Fabaceae
Product: CLAVATA3/ESR (CLE)-related protein TDIF
Biological process (GO): xylem development
Cellular component (GO): apoplast
Molecular function (GO): receptor serine/threonine kinase binding
Source: RefSeq, a predicted model, not a curated record
GCUACCUUCUGGUUCAUGGAUAUUGAUCUCUUGUGGAUCUUGGGGGGUGGUGUUGUUCUCUCAAAUUGCAUGGCUGAACCUAAAUCUUCAUCUUCACAGAAAUUCUCUUCAAACUUGCUUCAAUUCUUCGCCGUCCUCUUCCUUCUGCUUCUUCUCAUCAACUUAUCUCAUAACCAACUAAAUCCUUCUUCUUCAUCACCACCUUCCAUGGCUUCCUCUGAAUCAUCAUCACCUUCAUCAGAGUUUACCACAAAUGUAAACCCUCAAAAAACCCAUAAUUCACAUACUACUCCGUGCAAGGAUGCUUCUGCGAGAGGUAAAGAAUUCGGAGCCGACGCUCAUGAAGUUCCUAGUGGUCCAAACCCCAUCUCAAAUCGGUAAGUCCGAAAGCUAUAUGAUCGUACAUAUAUAUAGCAACCUAGCUAGCUAUGUAGAUAGCUAGCUUAGCUUGCUAUGUUGAAGAUGAAAUGGAGAUUUAACGGCGACGUCGUAUUGUAAUUGUCAUCGAUCUUUAGUAGCUCUUGCUAUCCAGUUCGAUGGCCAUGAAUACUUAUUUAUGUUAGAGGCUUGUUAUGGUCUAGUUGUUAUCAUCCUCAUCAUAAUUAACUAGCUAGCUAGACUUUUGCUUUAUCAUUUUUUCUUUUCUUUUCUUACUUUUGGGCUGGAAAUGUAUAGCGAGAGACACUCUAUAAUUUUUCUGUAUGUCUGUAUGUACCCUCCUAUUUUUAUUUCAUAUAUAAUAGACUGCGAUGAUAUAUA